UCGGUGGACUGAUGGGAAGAGGAGAUGAAGGUUGAAGAUCCUUGGUUCCUCCUCUUAAAUCAUUGAACACCUUCCUUCCUUCUCUUUCUCGGUAAUAGAACUCAUCAUAUUUUAUAACACCCACAAAUAAUAAAACCCAUCUUUCAUUUUCCCUUGAAUGUAGACACACCGUUGUCGAACCACGUUAAUUCGUUUGUGUUAUUACCUCUUUAUUUCUCCGCAUCUUAUAUUUUGCUCUUGAUUUGUAGUUUCAUAUGAAGUUAUCUAUUGCUUUGUAUUUUUAAUCAAUUGGAUGUGAACUCAAAUAAAAAGGUGUUCACAGUAAUAUUGGUGUUGUUUAUAUUCUUGGUUCUUCCUCUUAAUACAAUCAUUCAUCAAUCUUUACCCUUUUGUUUCUCUUUACUCCUAAUAAUCUUGAUCAUCUUUCAUUUUACUGUAUUUUUCUUGAUUUUCUCCCUGUAUGACUAUGUUAAAGUAAGAUGAAGAAGAAGAUGGGUGACCAAAAUAUUGUCUCAAACUCCGAUUCAUCUCCAUCGGAAAAGAACAGCCCAGCUGCUGAUCAAUUUACUUGCAGUACUACUCAAUGCAGGAUCUAUAUGGAUGGAUCAUUAAGACCAAUCGGUUUUAGAUUUAAACCAACUGAUGCACAGUUGAUAUCUGAUUUCCUCUCUAAAAAAAUCAGAGGCCAACAGUUAGAAUCUAAUGACAUCCAAGAAGUUAAUCUUCGUGAUUUCACUUAUGCGGACCUUACAGAGAAGUAUAAGGAAUAUGCUGUAUAUGGAUCAGAAUGGCAUUUCUUCACUACCAGAGAACGAAAAUAUCCUAAAGGGGGUCGACCUAGACGUGAUGCUGGUAAUCAUGAGGGACACUGGAAAGCUUACGGGAAAGUUAAACCGAUACAAGACGAACACAAAAGAGUAAUUGGGACUAAAAGGACUUUGGCUUACCAUAUAUUCAAUAAGGAUUCAUCGACCAAAGAAAGUACCAAUGCUGAUAUCAAAAUGGUAGAGUACGUUGUGGUCGAUGCUGAAAUUGCAGCAGUUCCUGACACUAAUAUGGAAUGUUCAACCGAUACAGUGAAGCCAUUUACAGAUUUUUGCUUGUGUAAAAUAUAUAAGAAGCCUAGUAAAUUACCAGGAAAUUCAGAUUCACCCACUGAUGGUGAUGCUCGGGAGAUGGAAUUCGUCGAUCCGUUUCCAUGGUUUGCAAAUAAUCUAAGUGUAGAAGAGGAAAAUGAAUGCUGGGAGAUGGAACUUAAAGAAGAAAACCAAACGAACGCUUACUUUAAUGAGCUACCAGAUAUGGAUCAAAACGAUCCGGAUUUCUGGGAUUUUGAUGGACAACAUCUUCUCACAGAUGAGCAACUCUCCCUUAUCAGAUGUGACCGGAUUAAUUCACCAGUUGCCGCGCAGCAUCAGCAACAGCCACAACAACAAUGGCAUCCGCAGCAGCAGCGACAACAACAAUGGCGUCAGCAGCAGCCGACACAACAACAAUGGCAUCAGCAGCAGCAGCAGACACAACAACAAUGGCUUCAGCAGCAGCAGCAGACACAACAACAUUCGCAUCCGCAGCAGCAGACACAACAACAAUGGCAUCAUCAGCAGCAGCAGACACAACAACAAUGGCAUCAGCAGCAGCAGCAGACACAACAACAUUGGCAUCCGCAGCAGCAGACACAACAACAAUGGCAUCAGCAGCAGCAGACACAACAACAAUGGCAUCAGCAGCAGCAGACACAAUAGCAGAGGUAACAGCACAAGCAGCAGUGCAAAUAGCUUGAGAUAGUGUGUCACCUCAAUGAAGACAGCAGUGCUGCAUCCUGGACUGGAUGGUAUAAGCUUUUAAUUGAUCAGUAUUUUUUCCCCCUAGAAACCUCUGGAUUAUAAUCAAGCAUGGAUUCUUAGUUUGGUCAUAAUCGAACCAAAUUGUGUUUUAUUUCUUAGAUUUAAUUUCGCCUAAACUAACAAAUGAUGAAGGCUUAAUCAUUUCGAGAUCCUUAAUGUGGUUGUUGGUAUGGAACUCACCACCAUGAACUAAAUUGACUUCCACUCAUAUGUUUGUGAGCUCUUGUUUUUUGCUUCUUCUCAGUUGUGCCACCUCUGUCCAUUUAUGACAUAGCCAUUUGCUAAGUUGGGGAACUGCAUAAUUGUACUGUAUUGUUUCUUCCAAGUGCUAAGUUUUGUAAGUAUUAUUACGAGUUU
Molecule: messenger RNA, 2204 nt
Organism: Papaver somniferum (opium poppy)
Lineage: Eukaryota; Viridiplantae; Streptophyta; Magnoliopsida; Ranunculales; Papaveraceae
Product: NAC domain-containing protein 102-like
Exons: 4
Coding region: 480-1745 (421 amino acids)
Biological process (GO): regulation of DNA-templated transcription
Molecular function (GO): DNA binding
Source: RefSeq, a predicted model, not a curated record